AUGCUCCUGGCUCUGUGCGUAGGUUUCGGCCAUCUCACUAAGCAGUUGAUGAAGCUGGCUGGCGGCCGUGUGGUUUUGGCACUGGAAGGAGGUCACGACCUCACCGCCAUCUGUGACGCAUCCGAGUCCUGCGUGGCUGCAUUGCUUGGAGACGAGUUGGAUCCUGUACCACUGACAGUGCUUCAACAGAAACCGUGUCCAAAAGCCACAGCCUCUCUAGAGAGGGUCAUUGAGAUUCAGAGUAAACACUGGACGUCUGUGCAGAGGUUGGCUCCUACAGUGGGCCAGUCUCUACUGGACACUCAGAGACGGGAGAAGGACGAGGCAGACACUUUGACCGCCAUGGCCUCUCUCACUGUGGACAACGAUCAGCAAAAGACCUCCACAGAAACCAGCAGAUCAGCAGAGGAGCCCAUGGAGGAGGAGCCCGUGUUGUAGAAGACCGAGUACAGUGCAUCACUGCUCCAACCUUCUUGUCCACGCGUGCUUGGCACUGGUCACGCCUCAUGUUCCUCCUCCCAGCUCUUUGAUUGGUUCCCUCGGUCCUUCACUCAUUUCCAGGUGCUUGACUGACACAUUCACAGCCCACCCACUUUCGCUUUUCUGAGGUUAAAGCAUAGCAAACUGUUGCCGAAAGGGGAUGACAAGGCAUGAUGGGUACUUACAGGACCACUCCAAUGAGGGUUGCGCAGCUGGAAAGGCCGAACAAUGGAGUGCUCUUCAGAGAGAGGCCUUUGAUUUCAUUUUCUCAUUGUAUUGAACUGAGGACGUAAAGAAGAAAAUGCAAAAAAAAAAAAGAAGAAGGGGAAAACAUCAC
Messenger RNA from Sinocyclocheilus rhinocerous, 817 nucleotides. Its product is annotated as histone deacetylase 5-like. Gene Ontology annotation, biological process: epigenetic regulation of gene expression. Gene Ontology annotation, cellular component: histone deacetylase complex. The coding region runs from base 1 to 438 and encodes 145 amino acids. The transcript has 4 exons. The record is from RefSeq and is a predicted model, not a curated record. Lineage: Eukaryota; Metazoa; Chordata; Actinopteri; Cypriniformes; Cyprinidae. Gene Ontology annotation, molecular function: histone deacetylase activity.